Messenger RNA from Acanthoscelides obtectus, 468 nucleotides. Lineage: Eukaryota; Metazoa; Arthropoda; Insecta; Coleoptera; Chrysomelidae. The record is from the annotation of a GenBank genome assembly.
AUGGGCGUCGAUCAUUGGCGAGAGAUAACUUUUUGUGAAAAUGUACCUGCACCACCGCGGGUUAUGGACCCAAAGAAAUUUUAUGGUAUGGAAUGCCCUGGAAGUGUUUUUGUUUACAAUAAUUACAUGGGAGGUGUCGAUCUUCUGGAUGCCAUGUUGGGAUUGUAUAGGAUUAGAAUUCGAUCAAAGAAAUGGUAUUUACGCAUAUUUUUUCACAUGUUGGAUAUGUGUUGCGUAAAUGCUUGGUUGUUGUGGAGACGCAGCAAUAAAGAAUUUGAUCUACCCCUUAAAGACUUCAAGCUGGCCAUCGCUGAUUCUUUAUGCAAUCUUAAUAGAGAACAUAAAAGAAGAGUAGGAAGACCUUCAGCAGAGGUUCAGACAUUAUAUGCCAUGAAAAAGAAACGUGGACCUACCAAAGAAAUUCCUCAACAAGAGGUAGCAGCUAUGAUACCUAAAAUUCACCACUGA